This is a messenger RNA of Dinoponera quadriceps, 2136 nucleotides long. It is a transcript of the gene ash2, whose product is annotated as set1/Ash2 histone methyltransferase complex subunit ASH2. Lineage: Eukaryota; Metazoa; Arthropoda; Insecta; Hymenoptera; Formicidae. Gene Ontology annotation, molecular function: protein binding; transcription cis-regulatory region binding. The record is from RefSeq and is a predicted model, not a curated record. The transcript has 11 exons. Bases 106 to 1836 code for a protein of 576 amino acids. Gene Ontology annotation, cellular component: Set1C/COMPASS complex.
CAUACGAAAGUACCGCGCUGUGAAGUUUUCUUGCUCCAACAUUGUCUAAUAUAAUUGUUGUAUCAGAUGUAUUUCAAGCUUCGCGGGACGUAAAAAAAAUUUGCAAUGGCAGAAGAAAAAAGUGAAAGUCCAAAUAAUAAGCCAGAGCAGACAGAGGUUCCUGAAGAUAAGGCAGAAACGAAGCUUGAUGAGAAGACUGAGCCAAAGGCAGGAUGUAGCAAACAAGAUGAGCCGGCUGAAAAGGCAGGACGAAUUGGGAACAAUGACACUGGGAACUGUUAUUGUGGUAAGGAAAGGAAUCCGAAUAUCGUCGAGCUGCUUUGUGCCAGUUGCUCGCGUUGGUUUCACGAGUCCUGUAUUGGGUACCAGCUGGGAAAACUUGUGCCAUUCAUGGUGAACUACACAUUCAUAUGCAAGAAUUGCUCGCAGACUGGCUUGGAAUACUACAAGAAAAACCAAGCAUCGUUUCCGCAGAUGUGCGUGACGGCGAUCGCGAAUCUGCUGCAGAUGAGCCAAAAGAAGAACGAGCAAAGGAAUCUUUUCCACAAGGACAGAGACAUCAUACCGUUCAUCGACUGCCACUGGGAGAGCAUGACUACGAUGCCCCGUAGAGUCACUCAGUCUUGGCACGCUACGAUUCACAGGGCAUUGCUCAAAGACGUCGGCACACUAUUCACGAUGGACGAGAACUCUUCCGAGGGUCAGGUGUUCGGUCUGGUCAGCCCCGAGUUCACAUCGAUCAAACCGAAUUACGAGGCGAUGAUCAAGGGUGGUCAGCUAAAAGUCACGGAAAUGGGGGUGCAACACGUUGUGCCGCUCAGCGGAGGAUGGCGAGGUCGCAGUACAAAGCGCAAAAUCCCGGGCGAGGGCACAGGCACAAGCUCCGGGAAGAAAGGACGAGGUUCCGACAUGGCAGCGCCCAAGCUGCCGGCCCACGGGUACCCGCUGGAACAUCCCUUCAAUAAAGACGGAUACAGGUACAUCCUGGCGGAACCGGAUCCCCACGCACCUUUCCGACAGGAGUUUGACGAGAGCAGCGAUUGGGCCGGCAAACCCAUACCCGGAUGGCUUUACCGCGCUUUAAGCCCGAGUUCAGUGCUAUUGGCAUUGCAUGACCGCGCUCCACAGCUCAAGGUUUCCGAAGAUAGACUAGCGGUCACCGGCGAGAAGGGAUACUGCAUGAUCCGAGCCACUCACUGUGUAAGCAGGGGCACCUGGUACUGGGAGGCCACGAUUGAAGAAAUGCCGGAGGGAUCCGCCACGAGGCUCGGAUGGGGACAAGAAUACGCGAAUCUGCAGACCCCGCUUGGUUAUGAUAAAUUUGGAUACUCUUGGAGAUCACGGAAAGGUACACGGUUUCACGAGAGCAAAGGUAAACACUUCAGUGACGGUUACGGUGAAGGCGACACUUUGGGCUUCCUGAUAGUUCUUCCAAACACGCACGAUGCGUCGCACAUACCGAAAACUUACAAAGACCGGCCUUUAGUGAAGUUCAAGAGCCAUCUGUAUUAUGAAGAAAAGGACCAAGUGACGGAGGCAGUCAAGGCCCUGAAACCGAUGGAAGGUAGCAAGAUUGUAUUUUAUAAGAAUGGUGUCAACCAAGGUGACGCUUUUCACGACAUCAACAAGGGCGCUUACUACCCCGGAGUUGCGAUCUUCAAAAGCGCGACGGUGUCCGUUAAUUUUGGGCCAAACUUUAAAUGUCCGCCGAGUGACGUCACGUUCAGAGGUAUGCACGAAAGGGCGGAGGAGGCGAUAGCCGAGCAGUCAAUGGCGGACAUGCUUUAUCUCAUGGAGAACGAGGGAAAACUAAGACUGGACACUUUCUCCUUGUGACAUUAGUGCACUUUUUUAUUUUUGUCAUUUUCAUUAUUCAUUAUGCAGCUCCAUCGCAGAUCGCGGCGUUAUCCGGAACUUGUCGUCUCUAAAUCACGCGAAAUUGUUUUUUUUUUAAUUCUCAAAAUCUUUUUUACUCGCAACAAAUGUCUCUGAUUUCGAUGUAGAAAAUUUCUGUCGGGAGAGUCUCGCUCGGAUUGCCUACUAGUAUACUAGUAUAUUAACGGGCUGUACAAUAUUGUUGGAUGUACAUAUAACUGCAAUUGCGGAAAGUAAAAGCAACGGCCAGUGAGAGCCUGA